ACUGGUCGAAUUAUGUACACAGUACACAUAAUAACUCCGUCAACGCCGUAAAUUAUCGCCGGCUCUCCAUUUUGUAAACCCUGUCAACCCUCAAUUCCAAAAUCCUCUCUUCUCUUUGCUCAGUUGCAAUUCAUUCUCUUCGCCGUCUGAUUUUUUCGACCUCUCUUCGAACGUUUGCAAUGUCGGUGAAAACUGUUAAAGUUAGCAAUGUCUCCUUAGGAGCAUCAGAGUGGGAUAUCAAGGAAUUCUUUUCGUUCUCUGGUGAUAUUGAAUAUGUUGAGAUGCAAAGUGAUAUUGAACGAAGCCAAACUGCAUAUGUUACAUUCAAGGAUUCUCAGGGAGCUGACACUGCAGUUCUUCUUUCAAUUGGCUGAUUUCAUUUCCUUUCAAAUCUUUUCCUGCAAAUUCCUUUAUAAGGGCUCCAAAUUUCUGAUAUGGCAUAAACUCUACUUGAAGCAAAGAAAGAGAGUUUCUGUGGGAGCAACAAUAGUUGAUAUGUCUGUUACAGUGACUUUGGAUCCAGUUUACCAGCUUUCUCCUGGUGCUGCUACAGCGCCCCCGCCAACAGGAAAGAAAACUGCUGGUGAUUCAGAAUCUGCUUUUCAGAAAGCAGAAGAUGUUAGCAGCAUGCUCGCAAAAGGUUAUAUCUUAGGUAAAGAUGCUGUGGGCAAAGCAAAGUCUUUUGAUGAGAAGCACCAGUUGACUUCAAGUGCAAGUGCUAAAGUGGCCUCUUUAAACCAAAAAAUUGGUCUCACUGAGAAGAUAAGCAUUGGUACUUCCAUUGUUAAUGAGAAAGUCCGAGAAGUGGAUCAGAAACUCCAGGUUUCUGAAAAAGCAAAAUCAGCAUUUGCUGUAGUAGAGCAAAACGUUAGUAGCGCUGGAUCGGCCAUUACGAAAAACCGGUAUGUUCUCACUGGGGCUACUUGGGUAACAUGCGCUUUUAGUAAAGUUGCUAAAACAGCAGGGGAAGUGGGCCAGAAGACAAAAGAGAAAGUGGGAAUGACUGAGGAUGAGCAGAGACAGAAAAUGGUCACUGAUUUUGCACAGGUUCAUUUAUCUGAUUCUCCAAAAGCUUCUAAUUUCACGGAGCAUCAGUCUUCCAAGCCUGCUGCAGUACAAGGUUUAGUCCUUUGAGUUGAUGCCCCUGUAAGUAUCUUUGAGGACUUCCACUCCUCAUACUUCAUUUCAUUUUCAAUUCACUGGUUUAUGAAGAAAUAACAAGUGUAAAACAAUAUGUUCAAUAUGCAAUUUUAGAUGAUCUCAAUUUUGUUUUUGUACUUCGUCCUGUAACAAGAUUUGAUUGAUUUGUAUAUCGUUGAUAUUGUCAAGUAGAUAAAUUCAUUGUUAUGCCUUGAUGAA
Nicotiana tabacum (common tobacco) is the source of this 1359-nucleotide messenger RNA. RefSeq names its product binding partner of ACD11 1. Lineage: Eukaryota; Viridiplantae; Streptophyta; Magnoliopsida; Solanales; Solanaceae. Gene Ontology annotation, molecular function: RNA binding. The record is from RefSeq and is a predicted model, not a curated record.